AGUGAGGACAUUUUUGACAAGUGAGGACAUUUAGGCCAGUCCUCACAAGUUUUUCAUUCUAAAGUGUGUGUAUGUGUGUGUGUUUGUAUGACUCUUCUUGUGAGGACCACUGUGGUUAUAAGACCAACGUAGUGGGGACAUUUUUGACAAGUGAGGACAUUUAGGCCAGUCCUCACAAGUUUUUCAUUCUAAAGUGUGUGUGUGUGUGUUUGUAUGACUAUUCUUGUGAGGACCACUGUGAUUACAAGACCAACGUAGUGAGGACAUUUUUGACAAGUGAGGACAUUUAGGCCAGUCCUCACAAGUUUUUCAUUCUAAAGUGUGUGUAUGUGUGUGUGUUUGUAUGACUCUUCUUGUGAGGACCACUGUGGUUAUAAGACCAACGUAGUGGGGACAUUUUUGACAAGUGAGGACAUUUAGGCCAGUCCUCACAAGUUUUUCAUUCUAAAGUGUGUGUGUGUGUGUUUGUAUGACUAUUCUUGUGAGGACCACUGUGAUUACAAGACCAACGUAGUGAGGACAUUUUUGACAAGUGAGGACAUUUAGGCCAGUCCUCACAAGUUUUUCAUUCUAAAGUGUGUGUGUGUGUGUGUGUGUUUGUAUGACUAUUCUUGUGAGGACCACUGUGAUUAUAAGACCAACGUAGUGAGGACAUUUUUGACAAGUGAGGACACUUAGGCCAGUCCUCACAAGUUUUUCAUUCUAAAGUGUGUGUGUGUGUGUGUGUGUAUAGCUACAGAUAUAUUGCAUAAUCACGUUCAGGAAAAUAUGCACUUUCAUAGAUGCACACGUGCAGCUGAUGAAGCGUCGUGAUUUGUUUUUUUUUUUAUGUCAUCGACAAUCCAUCAUCAGAGUGUCACGCCCCUAAAAUUGAACAUUAAAAAAAAAAUAAUAAUAAACUUUCUGUCCAACCAGAAGCUGUGUGUGUGUUGGAUGCAGGAUGUUUAUGAUGAGAUGCAGGUUCUCAGUUCCCUCCUGCAAAAUGCGCACAAACACGUACUGUGUAUAUGCACACACACACACACACACACACACUUUCGAUCUCUGUCACUCACUUUCAUUGGAAGCCCACACCCCACCGAUAGACAAAGCGCGUCUUUCAAAAUGAUUACAAAACUCGACAGGUGAGCAAAACAAACGUUUUCAUCUUCUUCUUUGCAUCCACCCUGCCUUUUAACAUUUGGAUCCAACCCGUUGAUUCUAUUCAAUAUUUUUCCAUUUCAUUUUUGUGCAUUGGUUGUUGUAAUUCGGUCACAAUCGAGUCUACUAAGCUGAUCCCCCGGAGGGUGACGCUUCAUUUUCAGACUGUUCAAAACGACCUUGAACCUGUCGAGGUUUCGGUCUUAGUGAGUCAUGACGACCCGCUUUCAACGAAACGAGUGAAAGGGACACCUUCUUACCGGCCGUUACUUGCUUUUGGUUCACCGCAAGUUUUUCACACACAAAAUGAAAAUUAAUAAUAAUAAUGUGCAGAUGAGUUUUAUUGAUGGACGUGCAUUUCAUUGACGCAUUGAGUUGUUUAUGGAAUUGGGGGAAAAGUACUUUGCCGAUUUAUAACUUUGUGGCAGAGUUCCAAAAAAAAAAAAAAGGGAAGUUAUAAUUAGGCCACCGAGCGCUGCGUAAAUAUCAAUCAACUGAACUUUAUCCAACUUGUAUACUGGACUGAACGCUGAUGUGGAUGUCCCCCCCCCCUUUUUGCGCCAGUAUGUUUUUGCCCCCCAAAAAGUUCAUCUACCACUACAAGAACAUGCGCUGGGCAAAGGGCCGCAACGAAACCUACCUGUGCUUUGUGGUGAAGAGGCGAGUGGGGCCAAACACCUUGACCUUUGACUUUGGACACCUGCGUAAUCGAAACGGCUGCCACGUAGAGUUGCUGUUUUUACGUUACCUGGGAGUCCUGUGCCCCGGAGUCUGGGGUAGCGGAGAGGCGGGCCAGAGGAGACUCAGCUACUCCAUCACUUGGUUCUGCUCCUGGUCUCCCUGCGCAAAGUGCUCCGUCGCUCUGUCCCAGUUCCUGAGCCGGAUGCCCAACCUUCGGCUCAGGAUCUUUGUGGCCCGCCUCUACUUCUGUGACAUGGAGGACAGCCACGAGAGAGAGGGCCUGCGACUGUUACAGGAAGCGGGAGUGCAAGUCACAGUCAUGAGCUACAAAGACUACUAUUACUGCUGGCAGACCUUUGUGGAUCGCAAGAAAAGCCACUUCAAGGCUUGGGAUGACCUUCAUCAGAAUUCUGUCAGACUGUCCAGGAAACUCAAUCGCAUCCUGCAGCCCUGUGAGAUGGAUUUAAGAGAUGCCUUCAAGCUUCUUGGAUUGUGAAACGUUAUCUGCGGUGGCCCCUCGCUACGAUUGCUGGCUCGAGACUGCCAAAGGAACAAAAACUGCUUUCGUUGUAGCAAGGCUUGAAAGAACAUUGCUUGCUUGUUUGUUGUGUCUGUGCAGCGUGGCCAGACUAAAUAAAUGAUCUACCCUGUUA
Messenger RNA from Hippocampus zosterae (dwarf seahorse), 2474 nucleotides. RefSeq names its product activation-induced cytidine deaminase (gene aicda). The record is from RefSeq and is a predicted model, not a curated record. Bases 1673 to 2317 code for a protein of 214 amino acids. Gene Ontology annotation, biological process: cytidine to uridine editing. The transcript is spliced from 4 exons. NCBI's taxonomy places the organism in Eukaryota, Metazoa, Chordata, Actinopteri, Syngnathiformes, Syngnathidae. Gene Ontology annotation, cellular component: cytoplasm; nucleus. Gene Ontology annotation, molecular function: cytidine deaminase activity; RNA binding; zinc ion binding.